Candidula unifasciata is the source of this 2046-nucleotide messenger RNA. The record is from the annotation of a GenBank genome assembly. Lineage: Eukaryota; Metazoa; Mollusca; Gastropoda; Stylommatophora; Geomitridae.
AACAAACAAUAUGCAAGUAAAAAUGAGCAGUGUCAGCGUGUGGCAACAAAAACCUCACUCUUUCGUAAAAUCAUUAGUCGUUUAGGACCUCAGAAAAGAAACUGGCAUCCAGGUGCAUCAAACUUGACCCCUAAUGAUGUGGGAAUUGCAGGAGCAAGACCAGUACGCUACAUUGACAUGAUCAAGUCAAUGCUGACAUAUAUAUGGCCAAAAAAUAACAUUUCAUUUCGUAUUCGUGUAAUUGUAGCCUUGGGGCUGCUAGUUGGUGCCAAGGCUCUCAAUGUAACAGUUCCCUUCAUAUUCAAGUAUGCUGUUGACUACCUCAAUCAACCUGCCAACUGGUUGGGCUUGGAGGAUCCUGGCCGAACUAUUUUGACUACAGCAUUUGCCAUAAUGUUAGGCUAUGGUUUGGCCAGAACUGGUGCAGCACUUUUUAAUGAGCUUCGUAAUGCAGUGUUCGCCAAAGUGGCUCAAAGCUCCAUACGUAAAGUGGCCAAAAACGUAUUUCUGCAUCUGCACUCUAUGGAUUUAAAUUUCCACCUGUCAAGGCAGACUGGUGCUUUGUCAAAGGCUAUUGACAGAGGAACCAGGGGUAUCAACUUUGUACUGAGCGCUCUCGUUUUCAAUGUAGCCCCUACAAUUUUGGAAGUUGGUUUUGUGAGUUCUGUUUUGUACUAUCAGUGUGGAGGCAAGUUUGCUGCCGUUACCCUUGGCUGUGUUGCAUCUUAUGCUGUGUUCACAUUUGCUGUCACUCAGUGGAGGACCAAGUUUCGUAUGUUGAUGAAUAAAGCUGAUAAUGAGGCAGGAUCCAAAGCCAUAGAUUCCCUUAUAAACUAUGAAACUGUGAAGUAUUUCAACAAUGAGCAGUAUGAAGCUGAAAAAUAUGACAAACUUCUACAAAAGUACGAGAUUGCCUCCUUGAAGACCACAGAAAGCUUGGCCCUGUUAAACUGGGGACAGAAUGCCAUCUUUAGUGUUGGUCUCACAGCUGUUAUGGUAAUGGCUAGUCACAACAUCAUGGCAGGCACCAUGACUGUGGGUGAUCUUGUGAUGGUCAAUGGCUUGCUGUUUCAGCUGUCCCUACCGCUCAACUUUCUGGGCUCUGUCUACCGAGAAGUGCGCCAAUCUCUCAUUGACAUGCAUACAAUGUUCAGCUUGCUGAAUAUGUCCACAAGUAUUAAGAGUAAGCUGAAUGCUCCAGUACUCCAGGUUACACCAGGAGAGUCAACAAUCACAUUUCAAGAUGUAUACUUUGAGUAUGUAAAGGGACAUCGUAUCCUCAAUGGUCUCAACUUCACAGUGCCUUCAGGGAAGAAAGUUGCUAUAGUUGGAGGAAGUGGUUCUGGAAAGUCAACAAUUGUGCGCCUGUUGUACAGAUUCUAUGAUCCACAACAGGGAAGUAUAUUAAUCAAUGGACAACAAAUCGCAGAUGUGGAUCUGGAUAGUUUGAGGAGAGCUAUAGGUGUUGUACCUCAGGACUGUGUCUUGUUUCACGACACAGUGUAUCACAACAUUGCCUAUGGCAACCUGUCAGCUACAAAGGAGGAAGUCUAUAAAGCAGCUCAGAUGGCAGAAAUCCAUGAUGCCAUUGUGAAUCGUUUCCCACACAAGUAUGAUUCACAGGUGGGAGAAAGAGGUCUCAAGUUAUCAGGUGGAGAAAAGCAGAGAAUUGCCAUAGCCAGAACUAUCCUGAAGAAUCCGCCCAUUAUUGUGUACGAUGAGGCUACAUCUUCCCUGGACACAAUUACAGAACAGAAUAUUCUCGAAGCGCUGCGGCGGGUAACUUCUGGCAGAACCACUAUAGUGAUUGCCCAUAGACUGUCCACUGUGGUGGAUGCAGACCAGAUCCUGGUGCUGGACAAAGGCUGUGUGGUAGAGAAAGGCACACAUUACCAACUGAUAUCAAACCCAGACAGUUUGUACUCCCAGCUUUGGAGCAAACAGAGUGCUGUGACAAAUAAUGUUAAAGAACCAGCAACAGUCAGCAGCAAGGGGGAUAUUAACAGCAACAAUGUUAUUGAUGAGAAAGAUUCCAUACCACACUAA